CACGCAGGACACACGCCGGUGUCGGAGCGGAGUGCAGGGGCUGUAUGGUAGGGAGCCGCUAGCAGAGAGAGAGGAGCGGUGCUGCAGGAGGUGGCACGACAGGAGCGGCUGUUUUUGGAGAGCAGGAGCGCAACACUUUUAAUUUAUUAUUCUGUGACUUUUAUUGAAAAGCAGCUUCUCGCGUUUCAACUGAGAGCUGUUUACUGUGGACUUGCUGCUGCCAAGCCCCAACAAGGAGAGCCAACCCUCUUGUGCGCAAAAUACGCGGGGACGCAGAGAGGGAGGUACGGGGACUGAGAGGCUCUGAGCCGGGACUUGACGCACCCUGGAGCCGCUGUCUGUGGAGCUCCCAGCGGCGCAGUCUUGACCAAGGAGUUUGCUUGUUCACCCUUUUUUGGAUGUGUUGCUAAAUGGACAGACUUAACGGGAAAAGGGCUGCGCAAAAACAGAUAUCUGAAUAUCUUCAAUGACAUGUAGUUGGCACAUAGUUCCAUCCACCAAUGGUUUAACAAACGCCGUGGGAUUAUUCCUGAAGUGGUCUGCUGCCAGCGGUUUUUGGUCCUGCACAGCCAGGGGUGUGGAUUUUUUCUUUUUUUGGAGGAACAGCAGAUUUUAUAUUCAACGAGGAAGAAACUUAAAAGCUCUCCGCGAGUUUCUGCAUCAUCCAAGAUGGAUUUUGAGUCAUCAUUGAUUGGAUUUUUAAUGGCACUGUGUCAUCUGGCAUUGGGAGUCAGAGGAGAGGAGGUGCCAGAGUGUGGAGGAGUAUUGGAUGCCAGCGAGGCGGGUUACAUCACUUCCCCUGGUUAUCCUUUGGAGUACCCGCCUCAUCAAAACUGUCACUGGAUCAUCACGGCGCCGGAGUCCUCGCAGCGCAUCGUCCUCAACUUCAACCCUCACUUUGAGAUCGAGAGGCUGGACUGCAAGUAUGACUUCAUCGAGAUCCGCGACGGGACCUCAGAAAAUGCUGAUGUUCUGGGUCGGCACUGCAGCAACAUCGCUCCAGCGCCGAUUAUCUCGUCUGGAGCCUCCCUCCAGAUCCGGUUCGUGUCAGACUACGCCCACCAGGGGGCGGGCUUCUCCCUGCGCUAUGAGAUCUUCAAAACAGGGUCGGAAUUCUGCUUCCGCAAUUUCACCAGCUCCUCCGGCAUGAUCGAGUCCCCGGGCUUCCCGGAUAAAUACCCUCAUAAUCUGGAGUGCUCCUACAUGAUCAUCGCCCCGCCCCACAUGGACGUCACCCUCACGUUCCUGACCUUUGACCUGGAGAAUGAUCCCCUGCUGGUGGGAGAGGGCGACUGCAAGUACGACUGGCUGGACGUGUGGGAUGGCCUGCCACAAGUGUCUCCUCUGAUCGGUCGGUACUGCGGGACAAAGAUCCCUCCAGAGAUCCAGUCAUCCUCCGGCCUGCUGUCCCUCUCCUUCCACACCGACAUGGCCGUGGCCAAAGACGGCUUCUCCGCCCGGUACAACAUGACGCACAAAGAAGUCAGCGACUCGUUUCACUGCAGCAUGGCGCUCGGUAUGGAGUCGGGCAAGAUCAGCGAUGAUCAGAUCAGCGCGUCGACAACCUUCUACGACAACCGAUGGCUGCCGCGGCAGGCCCGCCUCAACAACGACGACAACGCCUGGACGCCUUCAGAGGACAGCAACAAAGAGUAUAUACAGGUUGACCUCCACUUCCUGAAGGUUUUGACGGGCAUCGCUACACAGGGGGCCAUUUCCAAGGAGACGCAGAAGUCCUAUUACGUCACUACCUUUAAACUGGAGGUCAGCACCAACGGAGAGGACUGGAUGGUCUACCGGCACGGCAAGAACCACAAGAUUUUCCACGCCAACACAGACCCAGCUGAGGUGGUUCUGAACCGCGUCCCGCAGCCAGUUUUGGCCCGGUUUGUUCGCAUCCGACCACAGACGUGGAGGAACGGCAUCGCCCUGCGCUUCGAGCUCUACGGAUGCCAGAUUACAGAUGCUCCGUGCUCAGACCUGCAGGGCCUGCUGUCCGGCCUGCUCCCUGACGCCCAGAUCUCAGCCUCCUCCAGCAGGGACAUGGUGUGGAACCCCUCCACCGCCCGCCUGGUGGCCAGUCGCUCCGGCUGGUUCCCGGCCCCUGCACAGCCCCUGGCUGGAGAGGAGUGGCUUCAGGUGGACCUCGGUGUGCCGAAGACGGUGCGUGGAGUGAUCACCCAGGGAGCGAGGGGAGGCGAUGCAGGAAGUGGGGCGACCACAGAUAACCGGGCGUUUGUCAGGAAGUACAAAGUGGCGCACAGCCUGAAUGGAAAAGAGUGGAAUUUCAUCAUGGAUAGCAAGACUAGCCUGCCCAAGAUUUUUGAGGGGAACACACACUACGACACCCCAGAGCUGCGCCACUUUGAGGAGAUAGUGUCCCAGUACAUCAGGCUGUACCCAGAGCGCUGGUCUCCUGCAGGAAUCGGGAUGAGAGUGGAGAUACUGGGCUGUGACCUUCCAGAAACCACCACGCCGGCCGACACCGCCACGCCAACUCUGCAUGCUGACACUGAAACCACCACUGUCCCCAUUACAACUACAGUAGCCACCUCUCCUCCAACAGACAGCGUGUGCGACUUUGACCACGGCUUGUGUGGGUGGACGCAUGACCCCAACGCUCCUCUGCUCUGGUCUCUGCACAGCCACGAGCUCAACAGCUAUCUCUACAUGGACGCCAGCCUGAAGACGGAGCAGCAGCAGGCCCGGCUGGUGAGCCCCGUGGUGGCGGCGGAAUCCGGGCCCUUAUGCCUCCACUUCUCCUACCAGCUGUGGGGGGAAGCCCAGGGCCACCUGAGGGUCCUGGUGCGGGACGCCCACAACAAGGAGUCCGUCCUGUGGACACUGAAAGAGGAUCAGGCCCCCGUCUGGAAGGAGGGUCGCACCCCGCUGCCACAAUCCCCUAAAGACUUCCAGGUUGUGAUGGAGGGCUUCUUUGUGCACGGCACCAGAGGACACAUCUGGAUAGACAACAUCCACAUCAGCUCUAACACGGCUCAGAAAGAGUGUACACAACCCAUCGCAGCUUUUUCUCCUGAAAAUCCAGCCCCGACAGAUAGGAGACCUAAUGAAUUUGGAGAUGGGCGACUUUUCAGUGGCAGAGACCCACAGGGUGGAGGCUUACAGUUCCCUGAGUGGAACACAGCCUCUCCAUCAUCCGAUCCUCCGGUGACCCGCGUCUCCGAGAAGGACAACUCGUGGCUCUACACCCUGGACCCCAUCCUGGUGACCAUCAUCGUCAUGAGCUCCCUGGGCGUCCUGCUCGGGGCGGUGUGCGCCGGCCUCCUCCUGUACUGCACCUGCUCCUACAGCGGCCUGUCCUCCCGCUCCUCCACCACCCUGGAGAACUACAACUUCGAACUGUACGACGGCCUCAAGCACAAGGUCAAGCUGAACCAACAGCGCUGCUGCACCGAAGCGUGAGGAGGAAACGCGGAAGGAGUCGGAACAGAGAGAGCCAUUUUGUGAAAACCUCUCACUAUUUUCUUCAUUUCCUCCAGUUCACUUUCAGUUUACUUCCUCGCUGGUGCAGAUCCCUGGGCACAUGGAGAACGAGGACGCCACUUUUUCGCUCAAAUGAGAACUUCCUGCUUGGAAAACAUGGCACAGUCCAGUGUUAUUUUUUUUUUGUUUUCGUGGUGAAAGAACCAAUGAGGGAAUGACUUCUCAGAUGGAUCGUUCCAUUGCGGGGAUGUUAGGCCUCAAAAAAUAUCUACACAUAUCAAUUACAGAUCCCUGCUCCACCAAAACUGUUUAUAAAAGCGUCAUAGAUUUGUAAGAGGUCUAGUUUUGAAGCUGGAUACUGUAAGCUACACAUGAGUCAGAACACGUUGUGUUGGAAAGGUGGUAGGUUAGGAACGUGCUUAGAAAGCGUCUUUUUUGAUCACAUGUGAACACAGUGGCCUAGAACUUAGCUCCUUUGUGCGGCCUGUUGGCUUUUUUUGUUCCGUCGUAGACUCUGCUACCUAUCAGCCUCAGUUAUCCUCUUAGUUCCUGACAGUCUGUGGUAUUUUUAGUCACAGACGUCCAUCGAGUUCUGCUCGGUCACUCUCCUUCUGUUUAAUGUUUUUGUUCUGGCCUAUCGCCAGCCUGUGAUGGCAGAUAAGUAGAAAAAAAGAGGCAUAUGUGUGUGUAGAGGUGGGAAGGGGGGGUUUUAACACAUUCUUUUAAUGACAGAGAGAGUUAUUGUUAGAUUUAGUUGUCGGAGACUGUUGUUACUGGUUCCUGUCAAACAGAAGGUCAUGUUUACAUUGUGGUUAAUAGUAAAAAGGUCAAGGAGAUUUGGUCGGUGCAACCUAUGGAUUGCUGGUAAGGGCAGGGACUGAAAACCACUGAAGAAAGACAAACAGAGAGAGUGAGACACUGACAGAGCACUAAAAUCCCCUGCCUCUCUCUCUCACAGCGGCGAUGUUCGCCCUGUGCUUCGGCGAGGACAGAAAAACAAAUGGGAUCAAAAACAAAUGCCAGAAACCGCUCUUCUCAAUCGACUGACUGUGCCGGGACACACAACAAGCCUUAACUGUUCGCGGAAAUGUUGAAAAAGGAACAAUGAGGCGACGGAGAGGAGGUAUCUAUCUCUCUCUUUACAUGUGGACCUCAAAAGCCAUGAUUUAAAGGACCUACUCCCCCCCCCCAACUCACACAUACACACACAUCACACCACCUCCACCUCAAACUACUGGCCUGUUUUCUGUUUUUUUUGUUUUUGUUUCUUUUUGUUUAGUUUCACAGCAAGGCAGGCAUUCUUCAGGAGCGUUUUGAACCAAUCAGAAAGGGUCUUGCACGCUCUGGAUGGACUCAUAAGCCAUGAGAACGAGAGGGUGAGAGAAGAAGUCUCCCUCCCCCCCACGCACAUGCACAUACAUACUUCACUUGUAUAUACAGAUGUAUAUACAGAACAUGAACCCUCUCUCGCUCAGAAACACUGCGAGGCACUCAGACCUGAAAUGAAAGGGACAAUGGUUGCUGCUGAGACGCCCGAGGUAUAUAUUUGAGAUACAUAACGCCAUGGAUUCACGACACACACAUGCACUCAACAUUUCAUCCCAUUUCCACAUGCCGCCCCUCUCCUCUGAGGCCCGCUUCUCUGGACCCCACUGACUCUCUUCAAAGUGCCUUGGAGCCUCGGGGGUCCAGCUUGCCUUUGGAGCCGGUAUCAGAUACAGUAACUUGACGCUGACAGUGACAGUCACAGCGCCCCCUUCUGCUUGGGAGGACCAAACAAGCGUUAAAAAAAAAAAAGGACAGGACCCCUCCUUUCGCACUGCUCGGACUGCUGUUGUUGUUGUUUUAAAGGGGUCUUUGUACAGAAAUGCUCUUUUUAUGAUUGUUAUUAUAAUUAUUGUUAUGAUUAUUUAAUAAAGGAUUUAUACCAUACUGAGGAAAAAGUG
This is a messenger RNA of Centropristis striata (black sea bass), 5390 nucleotides long. It is a transcript of the gene nrp2a, whose product is annotated as neuropilin 2a. The transcript is spliced from 18 exons. The record is from RefSeq and is a predicted model, not a curated record. Gene Ontology annotation, molecular function: semaphorin receptor activity; vascular endothelial growth factor receptor activity. Gene Ontology annotation, biological process: vascular endothelial growth factor signaling pathway; angiogenesis; axon guidance. NCBI's taxonomy places the organism in Eukaryota, Metazoa, Chordata, Actinopteri, Perciformes, Serranidae. The coding region runs from base 670 to 3423 and encodes 917 amino acids. Gene Ontology annotation, cellular component: membrane.